AUGGCAAACGGCGUGGAGAAUUCGUUGAGGCUGAUCAGCUCGACUGCUGCGAUUGAGGCUCUGCAGUCUCAGAGACCAGUGGCUCCUGGAACACUCCGCACGUUCAUGAAUGAUGUGGGCGACAAGAUUUCUAAUAUGCAAGCAGAGUUCACGCGCUCGCGGGCGUAUUCGUACGGUGAGCCAAAGAAGAGAGUUGGUGUGAUGCCGGAUUUUUCGCGAAUCCUGUGUGAUCUGCUUCUGGAGGCUGACGACUCUGCGCUGGUGAACGAGUUCUUCACCAAGGUGUGCAGCAACGCGAGGGCCAAGGAUAACCUGGUGCCGACCAUUAUCGCAUUAGUACGCAAGUAUCAAUGGAGCGACAUUAGUCAAGCAGUGCUGAGCUCGUUAGAGGAGAAGACUGAAGCCACUAGUUACAGCUUUGGUCGCAUGACUGAAGUUGGAGAUGCUAGUUUGGUGGUGAAGCUUCAGAUUCUGGAUGGUCUGGAUGAUGGGUCUGCUAAGCUAGCACUACUACAAUCGACGCCUGCAGAUAAGAGCACAUUCGACACUUUGGCGGAGAAAUUUCAGCAACUGGAACCUUCUCAACUGCGUUUAGUUGUUGAAGCGAUCUCGGAACAUGUGGGUGGCAUCGAUUCAUCGGACGAGAAGUUCGAAGUUCUGACGUCGAUUGCUGCUGUCCGGAUGACCUGGCUUAAGAGUCAAGUGCAAGGGCACACAGUGAAACCUUUUAGUUGGGAGAUGCCGAACGCUGUGUUCCCUGACAACGCUCGGAUUCAAGCGUUUCUAAGAGGCCACGAGAUGCCCAUGACCACCACUGGAGUGCGUGUUUUUAGCGGUCUCCCCGCAGCUCGCAAGUACGCCAACAGCGCCCAGCAAACCAAUUGUUCGUUCAAGAUGGAACUCGGAGGCAGAGGAAAAGACGCUUAUUUGACGAUCACUAAGACGCGGACGUGGUACAACAAGCAACACGGUGAUGCCGAACUGUACAAGGACGAACUCAAGUUGCUGACGGACCGCUUUGGCGACGUCACGUCCCCGCCGCUAAACGUGCUCGCACUGGACCAUGAGACCAUCGAGGCUAAAGUUGGGCUAGCAUCACGCUAG
This is a messenger RNA of Phytophthora nicotianae INRA-310, 1104 nucleotides long. RefSeq lists its product as hypothetical. The transcript has 2 exons. The record is from RefSeq and is a predicted model, not a curated record. Bases 1 to 1104 code for a protein of 367 amino acids. NCBI's taxonomy places the organism in Eukaryota, Oomycota, Peronosporomycetes, Peronosporales, Peronosporaceae.